AUGGAUUACGCUUUCAUGCAGAUAAGUGAGCCAUAAUUGAAAGUGUUUCGGUAUCCUUCAACACUGAUUUCAGGGGUAAAAAGUGUCUAGAGUUUCUUUUUUUAAAGGAAAUAGUGAUUUCAGCCGCAAAUUUCAGAAAAUAAGAGGAAGUGAGUCAAGCAGUUUGAAGUUUAGUUCGCUUCCACCACUCGAUUCCAUUUUGCUCUUGUUGAGCAUGCUGCUCCGAGCCGCUCAUUUUUCUGCCACAUCACAUACACAAGUGACACGAUGAUGGAUGAUUCCAUUCGAUUCCGUCGUCCAACACAUACACCAACAUUCACUCAAACAAAAAAACUCACUUGUUUCAGCGGCCGCAAGUCGUCCGUUCGAGAAGACCGUCGAAUUGGCGCCAAAAUCGCCGGCACCGCCGCGUCCGCCACGUCCCGAAGAGCCGCCUCCGCCGCUCGCCGCGUUUCCCAUCACGUCUGACAAUGAAAAUGGAGUGAGUGAGGGGGGAGGAAGAUGAGUCAAAAACGAAGGAACGGAUGAUUGGGAGAAGAAGGAGGGGGGAGUGGAAAGUGUUAGGUGAACUGAAAUAAUAUUAGAAAAGGGAAGCGGAACAGAGAUAAAGUUCGUGGGAAACCUUUUUGCUGAAAGAAGUGUGAGAGGCAGGUGAGAAGCUUCCAGUUUCCAAGGUUACAGUUGAAACUUAAAGUUAGCUGGAUCUCCAUUUUCUAUUAUUGUUUGGGAAGUACUCUUUUCGAUCCGGACCCGGCAGACCAAAAUUGUCCUGCUCCUUAACAAACAAUGUAGUUCGCAGCCUAAGCAGCUCCAAGCAACAUCCGAGCAGACCAAAAUUGUCGUGCUCCUUAACAAAGAAUGUAGUUCGCAGUCUAAGCAGCUCCAAGCAACGUCCGAGCAGACCAAAAUUGUCGUGCUCCUUAACAAAGAAUGUUGUUCGCAAUCUAAGCAGCUCCAAGCAACAUCCGAGCAGACCAAAAUUGUCGUGCUCCUUAACAAAGAAUGUAGUUCGCAGUCUAAGCAGCUCCAAGCAACGUCCGAGCAGACAAAAAUUGUCGAGCUGCUUAACAAAGAAUGUAGUUCGCAGUCUAAGCAGCUCCAAGCAACGUCCGAGCAGACCAAAAUUGUCGUGCUGCUUAACAAAGAAUGUAGUUCGCAGUCUAAGCAGCUCCAAGCAACAUCCGAGCAGACCAAAAACUCGGUGCUGCUUCGAUGA
Molecule: messenger RNA, 1216 nt
Organism: Caenorhabditis sp. 36 PRJEB53466
Lineage: Eukaryota; Metazoa; Nematoda; Chromadorea; Rhabditida; Rhabditidae
Source: the annotation of a GenBank genome assembly